GCAACCAACGGCGCGCGUCUGGCUUUGCUCAGGGCCGGCAUCGGCGGCGGCGGCGGCGGGAGCCCCGAGCUGAGGAAGGGGCGCCAUGAACGCCUUGGGCGACCGCGGCCAUGGCGGAGCCGACUCCACCGCUUCGAUACUGGCCGAGCUCGACUGGGACGACGGCUUCGCCAUCCCCGUGGCCAACGCGGAAAACAAGGCUCUGGAGGACGAGCUGCAAAAAUUGCAAAAAGAAAAGGCAAACUUACAAAAUCAGUUGACUGACUUUGAAGACCGUAUUGCUGCAAUGACAUCACAUUUGAAGAACGUCAGGCAGGAGUUUAAUUUGACACAGUCUCUUUUCAGAGCCAGGCAGAAUGAAAUUGAAACCGAGCAGCAUUUUAAAUCCCUCGCAGAGAGAGAAGUGGGGCGACUGAAAAGCGAGAUUCAAAGACUGGAGAAUGAAAUGGUUUCAUUACGAGAGAAGAAAAAUAGUCAAGAAAACAAUAUUUUCAAAGUGACUCAGAAGCUGGAAGCCUUAAGAUGCCAAAUGAACUGGGACCAACAAGCUUUGGAGGCUUGGUUAGAAGAGUCUGCACGCAAAGACAAUGAUGCAGUUGCAAUCCAGAAGUAUGCACAGCAAGAUGAUGGCAAAUUGCAAAUGUUAACUCUACAGAUCGAAAUGCUGACUGUACAAUGUAAUAACAGACGCAGAAUUCUUGACAAUGAGCUUACGGAAACCUUGGCUGCUCAGAUAGAGCUGGAUAAAACAGCUGAAGAUUUCCGCAGGGUUCAUCAUGAAAGGCAAGAACUUAUCAGGCAGUGGGAGAGCACCAUAGAACAAAUGCAGAAAAGAGAUCAAGAAAUAGAUAAGUGUGCCUUGCUUUUAGCACAGGCAAGGCGGGCAAUCCGUGCAAAGGAAAGUUUGCUUAAAGACAAGGUACAGUUUUUGGCAAAUGAGAGCGGUAAUAACAUGGAGUACGAGAAGAGAAUCGCCGUGGCUGAUCGGCUAGCUACCAAACUGAGGCUAGAUUACCAAAAAGAGGAGGCCAAUCGAAAUCAGUUCCAGGAUGAGCUGGAUACCUUGAAAGCUACUGUGGAUGGAACUGCUUCUGAGUUAGAAGCGAUGAGGAUCAAUGUAGCUAACCUUAAAAAGGAAAUCCAGGAGAAAACUUUAAGGCUAAACGUGAUAAAGGACCAGAAUGACAGUCUUGCGAGUAAACUGAAAUAUGUGACAAACCAAGCACUGACUUUAGAAGAAAAAGCAGCCAGAAUGGAAGAGCUCCUGAAAGAGAAAGAGAAAAGUGUCAAGGAGAGAGAGGCACUGGAACAACAUCUGCGAGACAAACAGUUCAAAAGAAUUAAGGAGCUGCAGAAACUUAAAGACAAGGAGAAGUGUUGCUCAGCUGAAAUAGAUGGACGCAAAGGACAGCUGAAAAACCUACACAGUCGCUUAUGCCGGGUGGAUGCUGAGACACUCAAACAACAAGAACUCAUGUAUAAGCAGGAUUUUUACAUACAGCAAGUUGAGAGAAGGCUGUCACGCUUGCAUGGGGAGCUUAACACAGAUGAGAAGCAAGUUUUAGAAGCAAAAGUUGCUGAACUUUCGAAGAUAGCAGAAGAAAAGAAACAAGCAUACAAUACUCUACAAGCACAGCAGAAGAAACUCCAGAAUGACAUCCAUUUUAUCAAGUUGGCUAUGACUAAGACUGGAGAAGAAAUGGCUGGCUUGACAACCAGAGUAGAUGAGCUAAAUCUUUUCACUGAAAAAUCAGAGAAGCUAUUAAAAAAAGCCAGAGCAGAUAAGCAGGAUAUGUUGAUUGAAGAUAACCUCCUGAAACUAGAGCUGAAACGUGUAAGAGAUACCCUGUACAACAAGGCAGAGCAAGUUCUUUCCCUGGAAAAACGGAAGCAGCAACUUCAAACAGCAAUGGAAGAAAGAACUGCGGAUAUCAAAGUUCAUAAGGCAAUGAUUGAGACACAAAUAAGGAUAAUAGAGCAGGAGCGUCAGACUUUGAGUUCUGAGUUUCAUGAGCGCCUGGGUAAAAUUGAGAAAUUGAAGAGCAGAUAUGAAAUCAUUACCGUUGUCAUGAUGCCCCCAGAAGGAGAAGAGGAGAAAACUCACACUUACUACGUCAUCAAGGCUGCCCAGGAAAAGGAAGAUCUCCAGCGUGAAGGAGACGAUUUGGAUGCAAAGAUCCAGCUAGCUGAGAAAGAAUGUAUUGCCCUUGAGAAUACUAUGCAUGUGCUUAAUAACUGCAACAGCAACUAUCGAGACACAUUCAAGGCAGUCACAGAGAAAAGUGAGGAGCACCAAGAGAAGCUGAAACUGGAAAACGAGAAAAGAGCUGCGGAUGAGAAAUACAGAUACAAGAGAAGACAGAUCAAGGAAAUCCAGGAAGAUAUACAGACCAUGCAGGGUAAUCUUGAUACUCUUUUGAAAGAGGAGGCUCUCUGCAGAGAAAAAAUACAAGAGAAAGAAGCACAAGCUUUGCAGUUAAAUAAAGACAUAGAUGACCAGAAGCCAAAACUAGAAAGAGCCACAAAACAGAUGGACCGAGUAACUAGAGAGAUCCGAGCAUUAAAGAGGACUCAAUCAGAAACACAAGAAGAACAAGAUAUUGAACUUCGUUCAUUGAAAGAGUUCAGCAGAUCAAUUGAUACAAUGUUGCACGAAGUUGCAGAAUCAGAUCCAGAUUUGAACACAAUACUUCAGAGAUACUUCGAACAGGCUUCCCUCCAGCUUCAGAUUUCUUCUCGGCUUAGCUUUCGGUCAUCUCCUCACAGCUCAUCCUCUUCAAAUAUGUCCCCCAAGAGUUCAGCUUCAUCUGCUGCUCGACUUAAAGUUGUAUCUCUGACUUUGAGUCCCAAUGCAGAAACUCUUUCACGUCCUUCUAGCCAAAGCAGCUUUUCUGGAACCUCUCGUAGCAAAAGCCCCAAUUAGCUUUCACUGUUAUACUGCAGGGAAUGUCUCAGAGCUUUUAAAAACAUAAAUGAUUUAAUGUUUAGGUAUUUAGAAAUACUAAUUUGCUAAACUGCAAGUUUCUUUGUGGAUAAGUAAUUUAAACAUUGUUUACUUUGGGUUAUAUCAAACAAGCUGAGUUACUGGAAAAUACAAUAAUUUUUUAAAAAAAAUCCUCAAUGAACAUGAAGUCAUUUAAUAAUUUCAGUAGCCUAAGAAGACUGGCUUUAAUGUUUCACAUUUCUUCUUUUUUUAAGAUUCUGUAGCUUUAACUAAAGGUAAUCUUUAGAAAACAAUAUCAAACUGUGCUCCCCUGCCCUACCCGUCUCAAUAAACUUCCUCUAUUCAUGA
Molecule: messenger RNA, 3292 nt
Organism: Podarcis raffonei (Aeolian wall lizard)
Lineage: Eukaryota; Metazoa; Chordata; Lepidosauria; Squamata; Lacertidae
Gene: CCDC39
Product: coiled-coil domain containing 39
Exons: 20
Coding region: 86-2923 (945 amino acids)
Biological process (GO): cilium movement; inner dynein arm assembly; cilium-dependent cell motility
Cellular component (GO): axoneme
Source: RefSeq, a predicted model, not a curated record